UUUCCCGGAGCGCAUGGUCAGAAAAAAAUAAUGGCUGUUGUUUAUGGCGGGAAUACAAUUUACUAAACUCGAAAUUUUUGUACAUUUUCGAGCUUAUUCUUACGCAGAAAACCUAUAUUCCGACGAACGAUAAAGAAAUCUACCUUUUGGAGAGGUUUUUAGUUCAUUUCAGUGAAGAAUCAACGUUUUUGUGGUUUAAAUAUGCCCGUGUUCACAUCGUGUGAAGCGCGAAGUCCUCCCGCGGUCGAAAGCCCGCCAAGAAAAAAAUUCAAAUUUUCGCUCAAGUUAAAAUCGAAAAAGAAGGCUAGAGCGAAGAAUCCGAUGGAUAGCGAUAGCGAGGACGAAAGUGGGAAAGAAAAUGGUGAUUCUAGUAUGAAUUUUGAAAGAAAAGAGGAUUUAAACUUCUCUUUUGGAAAAUCAACAAACAGUCUGACAGAUGUGAAUACUACGUUUGGACAACAAAGCGAAAGUGUGAGUCUACCAUUGCCCUACACUGGCCUCGCAAACCUUGGCAAUACAUGCUAUCUCAAUGCCGUGCUGCAAGUGUUGAGGUACUGCCCAGGAUUUCUGAAAUCUCUUGUAAAUUUGGAUGAGUUAUCUGCUCAGAAUUGUACAAUGUCCGCUGAUUUGGUGAGUGUGUUUAUAUUUUUACACACAUUGUAGUGUGUACGAUGUAAAAUGUAUUUAGUAUACAGUGAAUAAGUGUUAUUGUUGAAUAUUAAAUGUACAUUAUUUAAUAAUAUCUAGUAUCAAUGUACUAAGUAAAAAUAUUUUUAAAGGAUCAAAGAUGUUUAUAAAAAUAUAUUUGGAAAGUGCUACCUUUUGAUCUUUUUAGGGACUUCCAACAUCUAGCUUUUGUCCCACUUUGCAAACGUGUGCUGCACAAGCCUUGAAACCCUCCUGGACCAUAAAAAUCUAUUCGCUGACCCGAGUUAACAUUUACCAAUUUUUCAUCUAACUAUCCACAGAUAUUUGCCAAAAAUGGACCUCAGAAUAGUCCAUUCCAGCUAUAGACUAAAUUUUGAUCUAGGCAAGAAGAACAAAAUCAAUCACCACAGCUAGAAAGAGCAUGUUAAAAUUAGUAAAAUUGCAAAGUUUGGUUGUGAAAUGUUGUAAAAUGCAGAAAAUAUAGCCCUGCAAAAUUUGCAAAUUUUGUAUUAAUUUAUAUUACACUUGGGAAAAUGCACCACAUUUGGGCUGAAAGUGGUGCAUUUCCCUUGCGUAAUACAAAUUAAUACAAAAUUUGCAAAUUUCAUAAGGCUAUAUAUUUCCUCAUUUUACAACAUUUCACAACCAAACUUUGUAAUUUUACUAAUUUUAACAUGCUCUUUCUAUCAGUGGUGAUUGAUUUUGUUCUUCUUGCCUAGAUCAAAAUUCAGUCUAGCUGGAAUCAUCCAUUGGGAGCAAUUCUAGAAUACCCCACCACUAACCUAACCACCUAACUACUAACCGUAACACUAACCCUAACCUAACCACCUAACUACUAACCGUAACACUAACCCUAACCUAACCACCGGAACAUAAUUUUACACACCGCUAAACCCAGUGGUGUGGUGUUCUAGAAACUAGCCCAGAAUUGAAAUCUUCAUGCUCAAAUUAGAAUGUACAAAUUCCAUACACAUCUAUAGUAAAAACAAAAUUUUAAAAAAUCUAACUCUCUCCCUGAAUGUCCAAACAUGAAAUUUUCGGUGUAGACUAAUUUGAAAGUGACUAUUUCUGUUCUGAGGUCCAUUUCUGCCAAGUAUGAAGAAGAAAAAAUCAAUUAUAUUUUUAGACAAGAGAAAGUCCAUCAGAAGAUUUGUCAUCUUCAACAAGAUCAAGCAUUAUCCACAGUAUCCACAAGGUACACUAUAUCACCUCUUCACAGUAGUUGUAGAAUGAAUUUUUAAUAUUGGAUUAAAUUUGCUUUCGUAGCUCACAAGUAGAAUGGAAAAUGCUGAGGAAAACUAUGAUAAGUUUGGUUUGGAGGCAAGUGAAGUAAAGAACCGUUCAGGAUGGACCACACUUGCUGUUCGCCCACAAAAUUUUGUGAAACAUUUCAGGUAAGGAUAGCAAUGAGUAGCACUUGGUGAAGUAGGGCCAAAAGAAAUAUGUGGGUUCUCGACUCUACCUAGCUUUUGGACGCUGAAAAUUCAAGUGGAAAAAUUCUUUCUGACUUACCCUACCUAAAAAAUCUGACCUACCCUACCUAAGUUUUUACAAGAAAAAAUAGGAAACCCACAUAUUUUUGGCCUAGUUAGUACUAUUUAAAUUAUUAUCAUUUUCACAAAAUAUUUGAUUUUCUCACUGAAUUCCAAAUUCAGCUGGGCCAGUGUUCACAAUGACAUCAAAAUCUGAGUUUUAUGUUGUGUUUUUCAUGUAGUGGUCUAUGCCCACUGUUUAGUGGCUACCAACAACAUGACGCCCAAGAAUUUUUACGAUCAUUCCUCAGUCUCGUUGAAGAAGAAUGUGUUGGUCUUGUAAGAGGUGAACAGCAAGAGAAUGUUAAGGGCAGCGUCAGCAUUGCCAACAACGAGUCGAAAGUCCGAGGUGGAUGCAAAUACCCCAGUACUAUCAACAGUAGUGUUGCCAUGGAAACUGAAGGGGAACCAACCAAGGCAAUGGUUACAGAUGAAUCCAGCAGAACACAACCCAACAGUGAAGUAGGUUUGAACAACACUGGGGGGUCUUCCAAUCUGCAAACUGCUACAUUCAAAUCUUUACAAAAGGGAACGGCACCCAGUCCAGAUAAUGUAAACAUUGUGAAAUGCUUAUUCGAAGGAACACUACUGUUGCAAACAUGCUGUUUGAAUUGCGAAGGACUUCGUCAACGUUACGAGAAUUUUCAAGAUAUAAGUGUACCAGUGCAGAACGCUAAAUCUGAGAAUAACGAAGGGCAUGGAAACAACCUUUCCGAUUCAGAAGAUGAGUCUGAUCAAGGCCUCAACCUGUCGUGGGCAAUAUCGAAAUUUGCAUCCAUAGAACGCUUGUACGGUGAUAAUAAAUAUUUCUGUGAUAACUGCGCAACUUUGACCGAGGCUGACAUCAGUACAUAUUUUGAGAAGCUUCCACAAGUCCUUACCAUUCAUUUAAAACGGUUUCAAACUUCGUAUGGGUAAGUGGUUUCAUUCUUGGAAGUGUUUACCAUGCCUAGAAUAGCAAGUUAUUUUCUUGUUCUGUGACAAACUUGAUUAUUACAUAUAUACAUAACCAACUUGUUAUUAGUUUCGUGCUGUGAGCUGCGUUCACUCGAUCUAAAGCCCGGUUUACACUAUGUGUUUAACCUAAGUCAGUUCCCUCGAAUAUUUCUCACAUAUCCUUCAAAACUUUACCCAUGUAAAAUUCAUACUGUGAUCACAAAAACUUUGAUAGGAUAAACCAACUUUAACUUCGUGUAGUCUUCUUCAAGAAAUUGAAUAAUUUUGUUCUCUUUUUAGCAACCAGAGUCUGUACACAAGCAGCUGGGUUACCAAAGUUACAAAGAGCUUGCACACGCCACAGCAGCUCUCUUUGAAGAAAUGGUGUAGCGAGACAUGCUCAGAGAAGAAUGCAGUCUACUCCUUGUUUGGUGUAGUUAUGCACAGUGGGAUGUCUUCAUGUAAUGGCCAUUAUCUGAGUUAUGUCAAUGUUGAUGUUUUAAAGAGACAAGCUGACGGCGGAAUGAAUAACAAUGGUGGUUGCUCUUCCGAAGUUCAUUGUAAAACAGUUGGUGAAAAAGCGAUGCAAGAUGAUGACAGUUGCAUCAAGAUGGUUGACCAAUGUUACAACGCCCAAGUUCCAAGAAAGAGUAGUGGUGGGAAUUCUCGAGAUCCAAGUGUCAAAUGUGGCUCAUGCCAAAGCAGUGCUACAAAGGCUAGCAGUUUAAACAGUCCUAGAAAGGAUGAUGGCGUAAUGUGCCAUUGCAAAAUAGAUGCAAAUGAUAGUACAAGCAAUUUUUGCAAGAAAGAUAUCCGCAGUAUGUGUGAUGGAGCAAAAUGCCACUCGCAAAGGAAGGUGGAGGAUAGCAAGGUUGAAGAGGAAAAUGGAGAUUUGUGUUGUGAAGAAAUCAUGGACCUUGAUGAUGAGGACACAUGCGACUACUCAGAACGUGUGAAGGGUGCUGGACAAACUUCCACGAGUCAAGAUAUAGAAGACACACAGAAUGGAACGAACACACUGCGUCACAGUAAGACGCCCUCACGGAAGAGCAGUAGAAAUACCAUGAAGAACGACCAUGAUUCGGACAGUUCUUCAGACGAAGAUGACAGCGUAUGGAGUAUGGACAUCACAAGGUACUUCAAACCAAUACCAAAAUCUCAAGGCUCCACAAAGAAACCCUGCAGGAAUAUCAACAUGUCUGCCAACCAAGGCUGCACGCUCGAGACAAGGUCUAAAAAGUUGAGAUCCCGGAGUGGAAAGAAUGAAAACGAUUCAUGUUCACAAACCACAGAUACUGUUAAGAAUGUAUUGAAGCCAGAAGGGAGCGUGCAAAAAUCACAAGGUUCUGCCUUUAGUGCUUUCGAGAAACCUCCAUCAACGAACAUGAGUCAAGAGUCGUUGAAUGAAGAAAGUAGUAAUCCAAACCAUUCAUGUUCACAAACCACAAAUACUUCCAACAAUGUACAAGAGUCAAAAGGUGCCUUGCAAAAGUCUUCGGGUGAGUGCUCCGCGUUUGAGAACUACUGUGCUUCAAGAAACAAAGUACAAAACAGACACUCCUUCGGUGAAGAAGUAGCUGACCAAGAUAGGUCGUGUACGCAAACGACAGAAGAUGCAGAACAGAGAAAUGAAGACGGUGGUCACAGCUCGCAGUCUUCCAUGAUGCUGGAUAUGGAACCAAGCGAUGAACUGUGCACGGAUGAUGAGAAAACAGAUGACUUUAUGAAGAGAAAUGGUUUGAACGAGCGACAUAGUCAAGAUCAAUCAAACACAGACAGUGGUACAAAUGAUAAUAUUGAUUCCGACAAAGGUUCCUGUUCCAAUGGAAGCACAGACCACGUGGCCCGUCAAGAUACCCAUAACACAAACCACGCGGAACCUUCCACCACAAACAGUUUUACAUCAUCUUGUGAUGGGAAAUUAUCAACAUGUGAAGACACUUGUAAUUCGAGCAACAAUAAGGGUUCAAAUACAUCUACCACGAGUUCCACGUGGUUAAAAUUCGACGACGCUGAAGUACAAGAAAUCCGUGCUAAGGACAUGGAAGAAAUAUUAUCACCCUCAACUUCUUGUUAUUCAACGCCGUACUUGCUAUUUUACUAUCGUUGUUAAUCAUUUUGUUCAUAAUCAUAUUAUUGUAAUCUUGAUUGAUUAACUAUUAAAAUUUACAUUGGUUACGUAGUUUAUUUUGAAAAGCAUACAGAUAAGUCUUUCUUCAUAUAUCUACGAUACUCUCCUAAUUAGGCCUGUUUUAUACGUCGAAUUUCGGUCGCGUCGAAUAUUCAAUUCAAACAAUAGAUAAUCAAUCUUAAUUAACGAGGUUUACAUCUCAUCUAUUGUCUUAAUUGUAUUCGACGCGACCAAAAUUGGACGUAUAAAACAGGCCUAAAUCAUGGUUAGCGUUCAAUAUUCAGCCUUUAAAAUUAUUUUUUCUUUCUCUAAGUUUUCCCAUUGUUUUCACAGGAUCAUUUGUACCACAGAAUUCUUGAACUGAUUUAUCACUAAUAAAAAAUUGACAAUGUUAAAAUAUAUCGCUCACAAUGUUAUUAAUUAAUUUGUGUCGGAUCUUGGGUAGAAACUGAAAGUAAUGUGAAACAUUUGACAAAAGAUCCUGACUUACCCAACUCUCAUAAAAGGAUUAUAUUCCAUUUCUUCUGCUAUUGUUGAAGGAACUGUUGGCUCCUUUGCAGCUCUCUGGUUCU
This is a messenger RNA of Paramuricea clavata, 5819 nucleotides long. The record is from the annotation of a GenBank genome assembly. NCBI's taxonomy places the organism in Eukaryota, Metazoa, Cnidaria, Anthozoa, Malacalcyonacea, Plexauridae.